AUGACUGAGGUAGAGCCUGUACUGGAUUUUUCUUCGUCGGCAAGGACAGGACGUAGAAAUGCACUGCCUGAUAUAUUAGGUUCACCAGCAGGUGUAGCUCCCUCUGACCUCCCACUAAAACUAGCUGAAAUGUCUUUAAAUACAGGUCCGGACUUACAGUCUCCCUCCAAUGAGUUACCCCAGGAGGCAGCGGACAGCCCUGAGCUAAAGGACACUUCCUAA
This is a messenger RNA of Bufo gargarizans (Asiatic toad), 222 nucleotides long. RefSeq names its product cAMP-dependent protein kinase inhibitor beta-like. Gene Ontology annotation, molecular function: cAMP-dependent protein kinase inhibitor activity. NCBI's taxonomy places the organism in Eukaryota, Metazoa, Chordata, Amphibia, Anura, Bufonidae. Gene Ontology annotation, biological process: negative regulation of cAMP-dependent protein kinase activity. The transcript has 2 exons. The coding region runs from base 1 to 222 and encodes 73 amino acids. The record is from RefSeq and is a predicted model, not a curated record. Gene Ontology annotation, cellular component: nucleus; cytoplasm.